Messenger RNA from Salvelinus fontinalis (brook trout), 1326 nucleotides. It is a transcript of the gene cox11, whose product is annotated as cytochrome c oxidase assembly protein COX11, mitochondrial. Gene Ontology annotation, cellular component: mitochondrial inner membrane. Lineage: Eukaryota; Metazoa; Chordata; Actinopteri; Salmoniformes; Salmonidae. The transcript is spliced from 5 exons. Gene Ontology annotation, molecular function: copper ion binding. The coding region runs from base 175 to 990 and encodes 271 amino acids. The record is from RefSeq and is a predicted model, not a curated record.
ACCUAUGAUUAUGAUCCUCGUAUCAAGGGGGCACGUUAAACCGCUGGACCAUGCAUUUCUUAUGUUUUGUAAUGUACAAUCCAAGGGUGUGUGGCAGCUGAAUGUACUUGGUGAACCCAGAUAGGAGCAGCAUCUGACUCGACUGAAGCUUGAACUUAUAAACCCACUGCAGUCAUGCUACUUCCCAUCCUUGUCCGUGAGUCCCUAUGCUGCUCCAAGAACUUUGUCUUACUGACAUCCUCAAACAUACAGACCUGUAUCAGGGGUCUUCAGGGCAAGGGAGCCAGGGGCCUCCACAGCUACGCCCAGUGGUUCCUCUGUAGGAGGGUCCCUUCACGCCUCAACACCCAAAUACGGGGGGCCAAGAGUCGGAAGAGCCAGACCAAGCAGCAGGAGGAUGAGUGGAGGAAGAGGAACAAGACGGUGCUGACGUAUAUCGCUGCCGCGGGGGUGGGGAUGAUCGGCAUGUCCUACGCUGCUGUACCCCUCUAUAGACUCUACUGUCAGGCGUCCGGUCUGGGUGGGACGGCGGUGGCAGGUCACGAUGCAGAGCAGGUGGAGACGAUGACGCCGGUGAUGGACCGCAUCAUCAAGAUCACCUUCAACGCUGACACACACGCCAGCAUGCAGUGGAACUUCCGCCCGCAGCAGUCCGAGAUAUACGUGGUUCCAGGAGAGACUGCCCUGGCCUUCUACAGAGCCAAGAACCCCACAGAUAAACCUGUUAUUGGGAUCUCCACCUACAACGUAGUGCCCUUUGAGGCUGGACAGUACUUCAACAAGAUACAGUGUUUCUGUUUUGAGGAGCAGCGGUUGAACCCUAAAGAGGAAGUGGACAUGCCCGUGUUCUUUUACAUCGACCCUGAGUUUGACGAGGACCCGCGUAUGGCCCGUGUCGACACCAUCACCCUCUCAUACACCUUCUUCGAGGCCAAGGAGGGACAGAAACUACCCCUCCCCGGAUAUAGUCCGAUUUCCCUACACAGCUGAAGAUUGGCCUCAUACUAUUUACUGUUCUCAGAGCUACAGAGUUAGUCCAAUAUAUACAGGCAUUCAAUCCAUAGAUUGGAUUUAGUGCUGAGACACAUUUUGUCACUACAGGAUGUUACACAAAAUGUUGAGGUGUGUGUAUUAGACACAGAUGAUUGCUAUAAUAUCAGUCAUCCAUCCCUGAAUCAGAGAAUGCAAAGAUAAUAUACGAAAAUGAUCAUGUACAGAGAAGGGGUUAUGUAAAAAUGUUGUCCAUGUGAUGAAUAGUUAACUUAUCAAGUGUCUUUAAGACUGCACAGUGUUCUUCAAUCAAAUAAAUUAUGAUUUGAGCUUUGA